Linum trigynum is the source of this 728-nucleotide messenger RNA. The record is from the annotation of a GenBank genome assembly. NCBI's taxonomy places the organism in Eukaryota, Viridiplantae, Streptophyta, Magnoliopsida, Malpighiales, Linaceae.
CUUUAAUCGAUGAGGUCGAACUCCUUACCUCCAGAACGAGCCUAAAGCUAGAUUUUCUGGCUUGGAAUGUCGUUUCCCCUUCGUUGAACGUCGUUCAAGUCCAUCGCGAUGUUGUCGUCAAACUAUGAGGAUACAUACAUGAGUUGGGGUUAUUUGCUGUUUAAACUAAGCCCGGAGUUCGAUUGGGAUCGAGACCCUUACCCACUGGAGUGCAAAGAAAAGCUUCUGGUCGUGGGUUUUGGCGGAAUCGACGCGACCAGGGGAUUCCCGGUGGCGUUCCCGGUCGAGGGGCCGACGUUGCUGCCUUUGGUCGAGGAAAGCUUACGGAGAGCUUCUUUUCUCCACCGGCCGGGUCUUUAUGCGAGGGGAAAAGGAACCAGACGGAAGGCUUGUGCUUAUUUGUUUACAGUCCGGGCACAUGGGGAAAAGGAGGUGAUAUGGAAACCAAGAAUGAGAGAAUGGAAUUGAUAGUGGAGUGGUUGAUGAGUUCCUCUUGUGUUUAUGAAAAUUAUUGACUUGUAUGCUAGCUUGUACUGGACUUAUACAAAAGACAGGGGACUACACAUGGAGAUGUAGGUAUUAUGCGAGAAGUAUGGAAAUUGUUAUUUCCAUUAUCUAUACAUGAGUGAGAAUGGGGGUGCCCUGACGAGUUCACGAGAUAAGGGACGGGGUGUAAAUGAGAUGUUGGCGGGUGAGUUGAUGGAUGGGUAUAAAUGAGAUCGAUUCCA